This is a messenger RNA of Dioscorea cayenensis subsp. rotundata (Guinea yam), 1487 nucleotides long. Its product is annotated as probable inactive purple acid phosphatase 16. Gene Ontology annotation, molecular function: hydrolase activity, acting on ester bonds. Lineage: Eukaryota; Viridiplantae; Streptophyta; Magnoliopsida; Dioscoreales; Dioscoreaceae. The coding region runs from base 136 to 1275 and encodes 379 amino acids. The record is from RefSeq and is a predicted model, not a curated record. Gene Ontology annotation, cellular component: cytoplasm. The transcript is spliced from 5 exons.
UGUCCUGUUUCAGUGGCGGUUUGGUUAUCAAGAAUAUACUUUUGGAUGAUCUCUAAUGGAGCUUCGAACGCAUCUCCCACUCAAAACCCCCAAAUUUCCAUGCUCUCUCUCCCACUCUGAGCCUGGAUUUGAGCAAUGGUGAAGCUUUUUGGGUACCUUUUCAUCAUCACCAGCUUCUUCAGCUUUGCUCUUUGCCUUGGCGGAGAGGAAUCGGUUCUCCGCCAGCCGAAUGAGAAGGCUCCGCUGCGUUUUUCCGCCGAUUCAACGUUCAAGAUUACGCUUUUUGCUGACCUGCACUAUGGGGAGGCUGCCUGGCUUGACUGGGGGCCAGAACAGGACCGUAAUUCAUCCAGGGUUCUCUCGGCGGUGCUCGAUAGUGAAAUUCCUGACUUUGUAAUCUACUUGGGGGAUGUCAUCACUGCGAACAACCUUCCAGUUCCCAAUGCAAGCAUGUAUUGGGAUCAGGCCAUUUCUCCGACGAGAAACAGAGGAAUACCUUGGGCAACAUUAUUUGGAAACCAUGAUGAUGCACAAUUUGAGUGGCCACCUGAAUGGUUUUCUGCUUCUGGAAUUCCACAAGUCUCCUGUCCACCUGCAGAUUUUUCAUUUUCAGGAGAAGAGUGUUAUUUUGGAGGAACACCAAGAGUGGAACUGAUGAAGAUGGAGAUAGAAAAAAACAAGUUAUCCUACUCAGCGAGUGGUCCAAAGGAGUUAUGGCCUAGUGUGUCUAACUAUAUUUUGAGAGUAUUAUCAGCCAAAGAUGGGGCAUCACCAGUUGUUUUCCUGUAUUUUCUUGAUUCCGGUGGUGGAUCCUAUCCGGAAGUUAUAUCUAGAGCUCAGGUUGAUUGGUUUAAUCAUAAGUCAAAAGCAAUCAAUCCAGAUGAAAGUGUACCUGAGGUUAUAUUUUGGCAUAUACCAAGUACGGCAUAUGAAAAGAUUGCUCCUAGACCAAGGUCUGCUAUACAAAGACCGUGUGUUGGUUCUUUAAAUGAAGAGUCUGUUGCUCCACAAGAAGCUGAAUGGGGGAUUAUUGAUAUUUUUACAAAGAGGUCUUCUGCUAAGGCACUCUUUGUUGGUCACAAUCAUGGGCUGGACUGGUGCUGCCCCUACGAAAAACUCUGGUUAUGCUUCGCUCGUCACAGUGGUUAUGGCGGAUACGGAACCUGGCCUCGAGGCGCAAGAAUCAUCGAGAUGACCGAACAUCCAUUCUCACUUAAAUCUUGGAUUAGGAUGGAAGACAACACAGUACACAGUGAAGUCACCUUGAGUUCCUGAACUACCAAAAAGUGAUUGAUUACUCAAAGUAACUGGUAUGUGUUGUAACCAUUGAACUGCAAAUGUCAUGCAUGAAUAAUUACUCUUUUUCCGAUUAAACUACAAAACAAAGUUGUUUUCUCUGGUGAUAAUUGAUAGUUAUCCAAAGACUAAAGUGGUACAAACUUAUUAAGGCAAUGAAGAUGACAUGGAAAAUGUGAUAGAUAGAGAUA